AUGGACUGGACUGGAGGGACCAGGAAACGCUUCGCCGCCGGCCGCAAUAACGCAACCAUACAAAAGCAAAAGGCGCACUUUGCAAAAGCACGCGCCGCGUUACACGCUACACCGAACUCGCAGCGCAGCUUCAGACCAAUCUUCGAACGCGAGAUAACGUUAUCGACUGGGCUUAAAGCUGUGGAACAUAGUCCUACGUUGCGCAGCCUAAACAAUACCCCUGAGCUUCGGGAGCAUGGAAAGCACCGCGAUACCAGAGGCCAUGGCUCUGCCCAUACUCCAUCCACUGCACAACAUCACAACUCUGGUCAUGCCGCGCGCUCGGAAGGUUUUCGACGGCCUGCCGGCAGGCCUAUCCGCAGCCUGGCGGCCGUCCGCUCACGCACCUCGAGCCGACUUGCGCCAGACGUUGCCGCCCGUCGGGAUCAAGCGCCUGGAGCGAUACGGACUGAGGGUAGGACGGAUGAGGAGACGCUACUUCUCGUACGUCGAAGACAGCUGCUGCGUCGGCCGGACUGGCUUGGCCUGUCCAUGAAGCGCCAUGCGGACGUUUCGUACGCAUCUUCAAUCGACAAUGAACAUGUUGGGAAGCGCAGGAAGGUCAAAAGAUCAGCUCUGCGUAACGCUAUUACAGCCACGAACUCUCAAGAUCUGCUACUGCCACAGCGCGAAGUUGUUCGAGAGGACAUGAUGAGCGGAGCACUCCCGUCUGGUCACAUCGAAGUGAAGAUUGGCACGGAUGCGUUUGCAACCCACACCCAGCCUUCGUGCCGAUCACAAACCCCUGGACACACCAGUAUGAGACAGCCAUCUACAGACGUGGCGCUACUCUCGGAGGAAUCGAUGCUUCUUGAGGACGAUGGCGGCAUGUGGGAGGGCCUAACCGUUUUGACGAGCGUACCGUUCAACAAUACGUCGCCCGAAGUACAAACCAUGGUUGCUGAAACUUCACCCAUGAGUGAAAUGCUGGAAUACCUGCAACAUGUCCCUCAGGACGCCAUCAUGCAGGGUACACUAGGCCCGGCCAGGAUGUACGAGAAUGAAGAUGACAAGGAGCGGGAGCUGGGUGUAACGGUUCCAGGAUCCGCGUUCUCUGUGAUACCAGAAUCUACAGACGAAAACGUCGUUGUGCCGACAUUCGGUCGGCGAUCAGCGGGAGAAACCUUCGAACCAAGUCGAGCGAGCAUCCGUGCGUCUGAAGCAGGUACAGAAUUUGUAGAUGAUCGUGUGCAGCCCGUCGAACAGGACGAAGAGAAGUGGAGACGGCUUGCGGGCAUUAAAUGUCAUGCUGGGUCCAGCCAUACAUCGAUGGCGGCAGUGGGGUCGUCGAGCCAACAUCUGACCGCUUCUGAUCACAGUGCAAAAGAACGAGUGGUGCUUGAGCCGGUCAGGGAUGAUGCACCACAGCCGUCCUGGUCUACUCCCAGAGGUGCCGGGACACAAGCCUCUAUACUUCACCAAAGGCAAGCGGUCGUUGAUAGCUGGGCUGGCUCACCGAGCCAUGCUCCGCCAGGCUCACCUUCUGCCUCCCUUCAGCAGAUCAUGCAACUUGCCGAACAGCCAGUGAUACGGAGUAAGCCCCAAGAAGAAGUGAGGGAUGAUGAUGCGCUAUGGAAGUCCUUCAUUAUCGGCAGUCAGAGCAGUUCAGUUGAGUCGUCACCGAGAGUCGUUCCGAAUGCCAUGCAGGUGUACCGUGAGGGGAGUAUGGAGCUGUGUGGCCCGCCAUCACCUUCCGCCGCAAUCAGUGGCUUUGGGACGUCUGACCAUUCGACGACGGGCGAUACCGGUGGCCUCGAUGUAGCAUCGACAACCGCUCCUGCCACCAAAACUUCGUCCCCUGCACGGCAAAAUCGCCGGCGUCGACGCUCUCGACUCAGUGCAGUCUUAGACGACUUGUCAAUGACGCGGGACCUCUCCUUCGAGAACGAUGACAUCGAAGAUAAUCACCACGAAUUAGCUGAACCUCUGCGACCAGGCAACAUUCAUGCUGGAGCAGCAAACGUACUGAAUCCCAAACGCUUCAGAAAGCCGCAGAGGCCGCCUCCCUCCGUGCCAGUGAGGCCAGCGAUACGCCGCACUAAGCGGAAUGCAACGAGGUCGGACGUUACGAGGGCGAGUUCUACACUUCUCUCCGCCAUCGCCGUAGCAGCUCCCUCCGAUCCCCCCAAGCCCUCCAAGCCCUCGACUGAAACACCAGCCAAGCCAGAUUUCCCGGUGACCGCCUGGCUCCACGAAAACGACGACUGCUCCAAACAAAUAGCCUACGUCCACCCUCUUCUCCACGCGCCUGCUGUCUGCAUGCCCAUCCCUGGCACCAACAGCUUCAGCGCCGGGACGAACGGGCCAAACUGCACUCUCACGUACUACGGGACCGGUUUCUGCUUCAACGAACUGGGAAGUGUUGAGGUUGGGCCGAACACGCCCGAUUGCCAUGCCGUGCCGUACUCCUUGAGCUAUACGCUCAAAUGUGGUUGA
Messenger RNA from Saxophila tyrrhenica, 2475 nucleotides. RefSeq lists its product as uncharacterized. Bases 1 to 2475 code for a protein of 824 amino acids. The record is from RefSeq and is a predicted model, not a curated record. The transcript has 3 exons. Lineage: Eukaryota; Fungi; Ascomycota; Dothideomycetes; Mycosphaerellales; Extremaceae.